Molecule: messenger RNA, 3574 nt
Organism: Ziziphus jujuba (common jujube)
Lineage: Eukaryota; Viridiplantae; Streptophyta; Magnoliopsida; Rosales; Rhamnaceae
Product: 26S proteasome non-ATPase regulatory subunit 1 homolog A
Exons: 13
Coding region: 216-3230 (1004 amino acids)
Biological process (GO): regulation of protein catabolic process; proteasome-mediated ubiquitin-dependent protein catabolic process
Cellular component (GO): proteasome storage granule; proteasome complex; proteasome regulatory particle, base subcomplex
Molecular function (GO): enzyme regulator activity
Source: RefSeq, a predicted model, not a curated record
AGAUCAAGAAAACCCGAGACGAGGAAAGCACCCCAUUCUUCAGUCCCUUUUCUUUCUCUCUCAAUCUCUCUCUUCUCUGUUUCUUCAUCUUCUUCUAUCUAGGGUUUCGAAUCUCAAUCUGCGAAAACCCUAGGCUCUAGCAGAGUUUGGGCUCUCUGAACCCUAACCCUAGGGGCUUAUUUAUCUUUCUAUCGGAUCCGUGUAAGGUUGUGGCUAUGGCGACCAUGGUCAGUUCCGCCGGUGGCCUACUGGCCAUGCUCAAUGAGUCUCAUCCUUUACUCAAGCUUCAUGCUCUCUCCAACCUUAACAAUUUGGUUGAUAUCUUCUGGCCGGAGAUCUCCACCAGUGUACCCGUCAUAGAAAGUUUGUAUGAAGAUGAAGAGUUUGAUCAGCAUCAACGGCAACUUGCAGCGCUGGUUGCAUCAAAGGUCUUCUAUUAUUUGGGUGAACUUAAUGACUCGCUGUCCUAUGCCCUUGGAGCUGGUUCCUUAUUUGACGUGUCAGAGGACUCUGAUUAUGUUCACACUCUUCUUGCUAAGGCUAUUGACGAGUAUGCAAAUCUUAAGUCUAAGGCAGCGGAAUCAAAUAAUGAUGCAACAAAUGUGGAUCCUAGGUUGGAGGCUAUUGUAGAGAGAAUGUUGAAUAAGUGUAUCUUGGAUGGUAAAUACCAACAAGCUAUGGGAAUUGCAAUUGAAUGUCGAAGAUUGGAUAAACUUGAGGAAGCAAUAACAAAGAGUGAUAAUGUUCAUGGAACUCUAUCAUAUUGCAUUAAUGUCUCUCAUUCCUUCGUAAAUCUCCGGGAAUAUAGACAUGAGGUACUUCGUCUUCUUGUGAAAGUUUACCAGAAGCUGCCUUCUCCAGACUAUUUGAGCAUUUGUCAGUGUCUCAUGUUCUUGGAUGAACCUGAAGGUGUUGCAAGCAUAUUAGAAAAGCUUCUGCGCUCUGAAAAUAAGGAUGAUGCACUCCUGGCUUUUCAAAUAGCCUUCGAUCUUGUAGAGAAUGAGCACCAAGCUUUUCUCAUAAAUGUGAGAGAUCGCCUUUCAACUCCCAAAGCUCAACCUUCAGAACCAGAGCAGCCAAGAUCCAGUGAAGCUGAUUCUGCUCAAAAUCAGAGUUCUGCUCCAGAUGAUGCACAAAUGACUGAUGGAAGUUCUGUUUCUAAUGUUAAUACACGUGAUGCCGAUCCGAGUGAAGUGCUGUAUGCUGAGAGGCUGACAAAAAUUAAGGGAAUUUUGUCUGGGGAGACUUCAAUACAAUUGACUCUACAAUUCUUGUACAGUCAUAACAAAUCGGAUCUUCUUAUUCUGAAGACAAUAAAGCAGUCCGUUGAGAUGAGAAAUAGUGUUUGUCAUAGUGCAACUAUUUAUGCAAAUGCAAUUAUGCAUGCUGGGACUACUGUGGAUACUUUCCUUAGGGAGAAUUUGGACUGGUUGAGCAGAGCCACAAAUUGGGCCAAAUUUAGCGCAACAGCUGGGCUAGGUGUUAUCCACAGAGGCCACUUGCAGCAAGGAAGAUCAUUGAUGGCACCUUACUUGCCUCAGGGUGGAGCUGGAGGUGGUGGCAGUCCUUACUCUGAAGGUGGUGCUCUCUAUGCUUUGGGUCUUAUUCAUGCCAACCAUGGUGAGGGCAUCAAACAAUUCCUUCGUGAUAGCCUGCGCAGUACUAAUGUGGAGGUUAUUCAACAUGGUGCAUGCUUAGGUCUUGGUUUGGCAGCUUUAGGAACUGCCGAUGAGGACAUCUAUGAUGACAUUAAAAGCGUUCUCUACACUGACAGUGCAGUUGCUGGUGAAGGUGCAGGCAUCAGUAUGGGCUUGCUUAUGGUUGGAACUGCAAGUGAGAAGGCAAGUGAGAUGCUUACUUAUGCUCAUGAGACACAACAUGAAAAGAUCAUCAGGGGGUUGGCAUUGGGAAUUGCACUUACAGUGUAUGGAAGAGAAGAAGAAGCAGACACACUUAUUGAGCAGAUGACACGGGAUCAAGAUCCUAUUCUUCGUUAUGGUGGUAUGUAUGCAUUGGCAUUGGCCUAUAGUGGAACGGCAAACAACAAGGCCAUCCGCCAGUUGCUGCACUUUGCUGUAUCCGAUGUGAGUGAUGAUGUCAGGAGGACUGCUGUUCUAGCACUUGGAUUUGUCUUGUAUUCUGAGCCAGAGCAGACACCUCGAAUUGUCUCCCUGCUAUCUGAAUCUUACAACCCACAUGUUCGAUAUGGUGCGGCUCUGGCAGUGGGCAUUUCCUGUGCUGGUACUGGGCUAAGUGAAGCUAUAUCUUUGUUAGAGCCUUUGACAUCAGAUGUUGUUGAUUUUGUACGCCAAGGUGCCCUCAUUGCAAUGGCUAUGGUCAUGGUCCAGAUUAGUGAGGCCAGUGAUUCUCGUGUUGGAACAUUCAGACGACAACUUGAGAAAAUAAUUCUUGAUAAACAUGAAGACACCAUGAGCAAGAUGGGAGCCAUUUUGGCAUCUGGAAUCCUCGAUGCCGGAGGGAGGAAUGUCACUAUAAGGUUACUUUCUAAGACAAAACAUGAUAAAGUCACUGCGGUUGUUGGUCUUGCUGUUUUCAGCCAAUUCUGGUAUUGGUAUCCCCUCAUCUAUUUCAUAAGCUUGUCAUUCUCACCCACGGCAUUUAUUGGACUGAACUACGACUUGAAGGUUCCAAGAUUUGAGUUCCUAUCACAUGCAAGACCUUCACUUUUUGAAUAUCCUAAACCAACAAUGGUGCCGACCACAACAUCAGCUGUAAAACUUCCCACUGCAGUUCUUUCAACAUCAGCAAAAGCCAAAGCUAGAGCUAAGAAAGAAGCUGAGCUAAAGGCAAAUGCUGAAAAGUCAUCUGGUGCGGAGUCGUCAUCUUCUGGUGCAAAUACUGGAAAAGGGAAAUCAUUUACUGAGAAAGAUGGUGAGGCAAUGCAGGUUGAUGUCCCCACUGAGAAAAAAUCAGAACCAGAACCUUCUUUUGAGAUUCUGACCAACCCGGCAAGAGUGGUUCCUGCUCAGGAGAAAUGCAUCAAAUUUCUUGAAGAAAGCAGAUAUGUGCCAGUGAAGUUAGCACCUUCAGGAUUUGUCCUCCUGAGAGACCUGCGACCUACUGAACCAGAGGUGCUCUCCCUUACGGACACACCCUCAUCUACAGCGUCAACUGCAGGUGCAUCAGCAGCAGGACAGCAGGGAUCUGUAUCAGCCAUGGCAGUUGAUGAAGAACCUCAGCCUCCCCAGCCUUUUGAAUUCACCUCAUGAUUCUGAUUGAGGUCCACUUCUUUACUUUCCCGGAAAAGAAAAAAAAAAAAAAAAGAAAAAAAAAAGAGAGAAAUACAGUGUAGAAUUCCUCUUCCUGUCACGUUGAGAUUGUUUCUUUUUCCCUGAUUCUAAGGCCAAGGAUGGUUUUCUUCCGUGCAGUAUUCUUUUUCUUUUUCUUUUUCUUUUUCUUUUUCUUUUUUAUGUAUUUAUUUUUCUUAGUAGUGACAUGGGGAAGAACUAUGAGUUCUCCAUUUUUAACUUAAAAUUGAAAUUCUACAUGCAAUUGUACUUGGACCCCCUUUUAGGGUUACUACAUCCCCUAUGCAACCAUUCUUGUUUUAAAA